Messenger RNA from Armigeres subalbatus, 1378 nucleotides. RefSeq names its product beta carbonic anhydrase 1 (gene CAHbeta). The coding region runs from base 355 to 1122 and encodes 255 amino acids. The transcript has 4 exons. The record is from RefSeq and is a predicted model, not a curated record. NCBI's taxonomy places the organism in Eukaryota, Metazoa, Arthropoda, Insecta, Diptera, Culicidae. Gene Ontology annotation, molecular function: zinc ion binding; carbonate dehydratase activity.
UGUUGUAUUUUGAACUCAACCGUGCCGAUAAGAAUGUUUGCCUCAGUUACUUUCCAACAUCGCAGCGCACCAGGCAGAGCUGUCGUCUCGUUGCCACGGAUCGUGAAAUUCACGAAACUCUUAUUUUUGGAAAGCCGUGACCUGUUAAGCAUUCCAAUCCUCAUUCACGUUUUUCAAGGCCACCUCUGUAGACGAUUAGCUGGCCUUGAAGUGCACGGCGGACUUUGAUAUGAAUCGUUCCUCAUAAUUGCCUUCCACGAGCCGGGUAAAGGUGUUAGCUAGUCGCGAUCAGAUACCGAAGUGUUAAUAAUCGUACAUCGUCAUCGUUUGUCGUCAAUACGGAAAUACUGAGUCAUGGAGAGGAUACUGAGGGGUGUCAUGCGAUAUCGGAACACCACCCGCGAACAGAUGGUGCAGGAAUUCAAACAAGUGCGAGAUAAUCCACAGCCCAAAGCGGUAUUCUUCACUUGCAUGGACAGUCGAAUGAUUCCAACCAGGUAUACAGACACUCACGUGGGUGACAUGUUUGUGAUACGUAACGCCGGAAACCUAGUUCCGCAUGCCGAGCACUUUCAAGAUGAGUACUUCAGCUGUGAACCGGCCGGUCUGGAGCUUGGAUGCGUUGUGAACAACAUCAAACACAUCAUCGUGUGUGGCCAUAGCGAUUGUAAAGCGAUGAAUUUGCUCUACCAACUGAGGGAUCCGGAGUUUUCAUCCAGAAAAAACCGUCGGAUAUCACCGCUUCGGGCGUGGCUAUGCGAGCAUGCCAACACCAGUUUGGAGAAGUUCCAGAACCUGCGACAGGUGGGGCUGGACAAACCGUUGAUAUUCUCGUCGGAAACGCCACUGCGAAAGUUUGUGGCCUACAUCGAUCCGGAGAAUCAGUUUGCCCUGGAGGACAAACUGUCGCAGGUGAACACGCUGCAGCAGAUCGAGAACGUGGCCUCGUACGGGUUCCUGAAGAAGCGGCUCGAAUCGCACGAUCUGCACAUCCACGCGCUGUGGUUCGACAUUUAUACGGGUGACAUUUACUAUUUCAGUCGCAACUCCAAGAGAUUCAUUCCGAUCGAUGAAACUAGCAUCGAACAACUGUUGGAAGAAGUGCGGCGGUACUAUUCUUAGGUUAGAUUCGGAAAAAUUGGGUAGUGAUAAUUUCGGGAAUUUAUAGUGGAUAUAGAAUGCAUGUUAGAAGAUUAAAUUGUGUGAUUUUAAUUAGGUUGUUGUUUGGAUAUUACUUAUAUAAAGUGCCUCGAAUGGAAAAAAGUGCUUUAAAUUAUGAAGGAUUUCAAUACUCUGACGAUCCUGUAGACUUUUGAUGUAUUUGUAUAUACAAUCUUUUUGUAAUAUAUUUGCUGUAAUAAAAUUGUUUUGAAAUCAA